AUGACUACUUCAACAUCUACUCAACAACCAACUGUUGCUCAAAAAAUUUUAUUUAACGAACUUUGUAGUGUAUUUCAAGAAAUUAAAGCAACAUAUAGAGCAACCAAGCAUUUUGUUUUUAAUAAAUUUUUGAGGCGUUGGAGGGAUGAAAUGGUUAAAGAAAAUGUUGAAGAUGGAUUUGUUGAAUAUAGAACUGAUGAUACUUUUUAUCCAGCUUUGCGUUUAUUUGUGCCUAGUAAAGAUGUGAAGGUUAGGGAAUUUAGAAUUAAAGAGGCAAAACUCAAUCAAUUAGUUUGUAACUCGAUUGCUGCAAUGCCGCUAAAUCCUGUACCUACAAAUUAUGAUUUGUUGGUUGAAAAACUUGUAAAUAUGUCUUCAGAUCGUUUUCCUGUUAAUACGGCAAAAUUGACAAUUUGGGAAGUUAAUGAAUUUUUGGAUGGAAUCAAAUAUCCCAACAGUGUUGAUAUUCAAGAAGAAGCAAUGGAUAAACUUUGUCGUCAAUGUACUCCAAAUGAACUUCGAUUUAUUUUUCAUAUUAUUUUGGGUAAUAUAGAGAGAUAUAUAGAUAUGUCUGCGCAUACUUUAAUGAGGACAUUCCAUGCUGAAGCAGAUAAUUUAUGGAAGGAAGGUGAUUCACUCCAAUUAAUUUGUGAAAAAUUUGCUGACCCAGAAACUGUGAAUUCAAUGAAUUUAACUGGACAUUUGUUAUGUAAACCGUUUAGACCAAUGCUUUUGAAGCGUUUAAAUUACAAUAAAUAUUGUUUGGCAAAGAUAAUUCGUUAUUGUCAACGUCCAUUCUAUUUGGAAACAAAAUAUGAUGGAGAACAUUUAAUAGUCCACAAAUAUGAAAAAAUAAAUUAUAAAUAUUUUACAAGAAAUGGUGUUGAUUAUACAAAUAAAUUGGGGAGGCAUUAUGAAUUGCUAUUUUCUAAAAGAAUUCACAAAUAUUUUAGAGAAGAAAUUGUUGAUUGUGUUUUGGAUUGUGAAUUGCUUAUUUGGGAUAAUAAUUUAAAUUGUUUUGUUGGAAAAAAUAGACGUGCUUCAGAUGGAAAUGUUUAUGACCCAAAAUAUAUGGACGAUGAUUUCUUUGAGAAUAAUAAAACAUUUGAAAGAAGUAUAGCAGUUUUUGAUAUUCUUUAUUUAAAUGGAAAAUGCCUUAUAACCGAAAAAUUAACAUUAAGUGAACGUGUAGAGUUACUUGAGAAUAUUUUUGUUGAAGAAGAUUUGUCUACAAUAUUUAUUUCUACAAAAAAAUUAAUUAAUAAAGCUGAAGACUUUGUCAAUUAUUAUAAAAACGCAAUGUCACAAAACGAAGAAGGAAUUGUUGUAAAAUCAUUAAAUUCACUUUAUCGUCCCGGUAGUCGUGCAGAAAAGAAUGGAUGGUUUAAAAUUAAGCCAGAUUAUGGAAUUCAAUCAGUUUUGGAUUUGGCUGUUGUUGGGGUUAGAAUUGAGGCUGGACAUGAUAGAAAUCGGUUAAAAUCUUUUUUGGUAGCUGCGAAAAGUUGUAAUAAAAAUGGAAAGGAAGCAACUACAAGUGAUGGAAAAUUUAAAUUUAAAAUGAUUGCUGGUAUCACUUCUAGACUUAAAGCUUUAGACUUUCAACGCCUUCGUUCAACUAUUGGUAAUACUUCUGAAUUAUUAUUUAAAAGGCCAGAAUGGAUAGAAGAUUUUGAUGAAACUUCAAAAAAUGCGGACAGUUAUCGUUUUGUCUUCUAUGAAAAAAUACAGGUUGUAGAAGUCAGAGCAUCUGGAUUAAUUAACGGAAAACUUCAAUUUCCUGCAAUUGUUGGUGUUAGACAUGAUAAAAUAUUUGAAGAAGUCGAUUCUGUUGUAGAUGUUGCAAAUUUUGAUGAGCGCCUCCGUUCACGUCCAAUGAUAGACGAAGAUGAUGAACAUGAAGCAAACAUAAUAUUAAAUAAAAAAAGAAAAAUGCAACAAAUAAAUUUAAAACCCUCAAUUAAAUUGAUAAAUUCAAGAGAAACUGAAAAAUUAAGAAGAGAAGAAUUUCAAAUUUGUAAUAAAUUGGAAAAUGUAAAAGUUUGUGUUUUAAAUGCUAAUGAAGGGUAUACAACACAACAAUUACAAAAAAUAUUAAUUGAAUUGGGGGCUAUUCCUAUUGCUAAUCCAACAAAUAACACAGCAUUUUUGGUGGCAAUGAAUCCAAAAACUUUAAAUUGUAUAGCUCAUGUUAAAGCAGAUAAAUGCCAUAUUGUGCAUGGAAAUUGGUUAUUAAAAUGUAAAGAAGAAAAUAAAUUGAUACCUUGGAAACCUUCCGAUUUAAUCCAUUUUUGCUCAACUUCCAAAUUUAAUUUAUUUUCAACUUGUGAAGAAAACUUAAUUGAAAUGAGAGAAAAUACUAAUAAUAAAAUAAGUGAAGAACAACAACAAAAGUCUAAUUUAAAAAGAAAAAAAGAAUUAUGUUCUACUUCAAAUAUUGUUCCUAAAAAGAAUUUAAAAGACAAAGCAUUUGAAAGAGAAAGAGAUGAAAGUGAAGAAAAUGAAAGAUUUUAUGAACAAUUAGCUAGGGAAGCUGAAGAAGUUGAAAUUGAGAUAAGAAAUCAAGUAGAAAAUCAAUUAAAUAGUGAAGAUUGUCAGCCUGUUGAAAAAGGGAAUUUAUUUGCUGAUUAUGUCUUCUAUUUACACAACUCCUUGCAACCACAACAAAAAACAAAAAUUCAGAAACUAAUUGAAAUGCAAAAUGGAAGGAUUGUAAAUGAAUUGAAUAGUUCAAUAACACAUGUAGUUUUGGAUAAAUUGUAA
Messenger RNA from Meloidogyne enterolobii, 2760 nucleotides. Lineage: Eukaryota; Metazoa; Nematoda; Chromadorea; Rhabditida; Meloidogynidae. The record is from the annotation of a GenBank genome assembly.